AUGAACAGCAGAGCGAAUCAGUCGAUAUCACUCCUGCUGGGAGGCAAGCUCUUCCUUGCACCUAUCAAGAAAGAUGUUGAAAAAGUUCUUGAUGUGGGCACUGGCACGGGCAUUUGGGCAAUUGAUUUUGCCGAUGAGUUCGAAAAUACUCAAGUCAUCGGAACAGAUUUAUCGCCGAUCCAACCGACCUGGGUCCCGCCAAACCUCAAAUUUGAACUGGAUGACGCCCUGCAAACAUGGAGCUGGCCAGAAGGCGAGUUCGACUUUGUGCAUUUGCGCUACCUUUUUGGGGCUAUCGCCGACUGGGGUGCUCUCUUCAAGGAGGCGUUUCGAGUCUGUAAGCCAGGCGGCUGGGUUGAGUCUUGCGAGGUCGAUCCAGUCUUUCUCAGUGACGAUGGCACCACUGACAAGGAAUGGGGUAUAAAGAUGUGGAAUUCUCUUUAUAGGGAGGGUGGCAAGAAGUUUGGUCGAAGCUUCUGUGUUGUCGAGGAAGAUCUGCAGAUGCCAGCAUUCAAAGAGGCCGGAUUCGUUGAUAUUCAGCACGUCGACUACAAGGCAGGUUUUGACUGA
Molecule: messenger RNA, 570 nt
Organism: Phaeoacremonium minimum UCRPA7
Lineage: Eukaryota; Fungi; Ascomycota; Sordariomycetes; Togniniales; Togniniaceae
Exons: 5
Coding region: 1-570 (189 amino acids)
Molecular function (GO): methyltransferase activity
Source: RefSeq, a predicted model, not a curated record